Molecule: messenger RNA, 996 nt
Organism: Echinostoma caproni
Lineage: Eukaryota; Metazoa; Platyhelminthes; Trematoda; Plagiorchiida; Echinostomatidae
Source: the annotation of a GenBank genome assembly
AUGGACGAUCUUAGGGCGGAGUACACUCGGGAUGUUACGCCAGCGAUGUUUCGCCGUGUCCUUCUGGGGGAUCCAGAGUUGAAGAAAGCCGGAAAGAAAGUGCUCGAAUCUGGACCUGGUGACAAUGUGUUCAUCUUCUUCACCGAUCACGGUGCUCCGAAUCUAAUUGGAUUUCCUAACGGAGAGCUCUACGCCAGACAACUCCAAGACAUAUUUACGAACAUGAACAAGAAAAAAGGUUACAACAGUCUGGUUAUGUAUGUCGAAGCAUGCUACGCUGGAUCUAUGUUUGAAAAUCUUCUGCCCACGAAUAUGCGAAUAUUUGUCACAACCGCAGCAAACGCACACGAAUCGAGCUGGGCCAGCUUUUGUGAUGAUCCGAAAGUAGGCACUUGCUUGGCGGACGCGUACUCUUACACCUGGAUGUCAGACUCUGAACACCAUGAUUUGAAAUCCUGGACUUUGUCUAACCAAUUCCAAUUCGUGAAAAAUCAUGUACAAAGUAGCCACGUCAUGGAAUACGGGGAUAUGAAAUUGUCCAAUACUGCUGUUGCCGCGUUUCAAGCUGGAGAUAGGCGUCCGCUUCUCAGUAAUAAACGGAACACUGCAAAGCUUGAAGCACUCGACUCGCGACCGGCUGUUCAGGCUCAUUUGGUUCAUCUGAUGCACCGAAUCAAAAUGGCCAACACGCAGGACAAACAAGAGCGAGCACACCGACACUUAAAUCGCGUGUUAGAGCUUGCGAAAAUGGCACAAGAAACUAUGGAUGAGAUUGUCCACGAUGUAACCCAGCAGGCUGCAACUCCUGUUGCUCGAAACGAUGUGAAUUCGCACCUGGACUGCUACGAAACAGUGUUUGAGAACUACAAAACGAAAUGUUUCAGUAUUCAACAAGUUCCCGAAGUGGCCCAAGAAUUGCGCAAGUUGGAUCAGCUGUGCAAACAAGGUUAUGAGGUGGAGAAGAUUGUGCAAGCUAUAUUCGACGUGUGCGGUUAA